UUAAUCAGACGAUUGGCUUCUAUGUUGGUUUUAGUGAGAUUCUCUGAGCUAUACAAUUUUUUCUUUUUUGAUCGGCAAAAAGAGCUAUACAGCUUAAUUUUAAGCCCAUCUAGGUAGGUCUCUGUGUGCGUGUUUGUUCUAUUUCAAGAAGAUUUUAACAGAACCCCUCCAAUCCACCUUUGGACCUUAUUGGGAUGCCUCCGUUUUAGUUUAUUGACAUAAAUAUUCAACUUCUCAAGGAAUGAGAAUGGCGUAAAUGAAUGCUCUGUCCCGUCGUUUUGUUUAGUGGAAACUCUUAGUAUAUUAUCAUUGUUGCAGCAUUGAUCUUGGGACAAACCUACUCAAUCUAUGCGAUAACAGAGAAGUAACAAUACCAUGAACCGAGACAUUGCACUAGCUCCUCGGCAAUGCGAUUCCCAAUUAUUUCCUCAGGCUGGAAGCUUCCCAAUUGGUUUUCGAGGAUCAAAGAAUCAUCAUCUGAUGGGAAAUGGCAAGAAGUGUUCGCCCAUUACCGGGAAAUGAAGAAAGCUGGAGUUCAAUUGACAGACCCUUCCCUGUUCCAUCCUAUUGUUAAAGCAUGCUCAUUCCUCCCCUUCAAACAUGGACAGUCUGUCCAUGCUUGUUUAAUUAAGCAGGGGUUAGAAUCAUUCCCUUCUAUGGGGAAUUCUAUCAUGGAUUUUUACGUGAAAUCUGGAGCCUUCCAUUCUGCACGGCACGUUUUUGAUAGCAUGAGGAGCAGAGAAUCAGUAUCAUGGAAUAUAAUGAUUCAUGGUCAACUUCAUCGCGGUGCUCUUGAGGAAGGUUUGUGGUUGUUUAUGCAAGGCAGGAAUGAUGGAUUUGAGUCCAACACUGCUACCUUGGUGCUCGUAAUUCAUGCGUGUCGGAGUCUCAGGGCUACUCAUGAAGGACUGAAAAUGCAUGGUUUUGUAAUCAUAAGAGGUUUUUGGGCUAUUGUUUCAGUUCAGAAUUCUCUUUUGAGUUUUUAUUCUGACAUUGAAAUAGAGAUUGCGCACAAGCUGUUUGAUGAAAUGUGUGGAAGAGAUUUGAUUUCUUGGAGCGUUAUGAUUGGGGGCUAUGUGCAAUCUGGGGAAGCUGUGGUUGCUUUCAUGUUGUUCCGUAAGAUGGUAUGCAAUAAUGAAAUUGUAAUGGAUGGGCAAAUAAUGGUAAAUGUAAUCAAGGCCUGCAUUCACAUGGGGAAAGUUAGCAUUGCAAGGUUAGUCCAUGGGUUUGUGAUCUGUAGAGGUUUGGGUUACGAUGUAUUUGUUGCAGGCUCUUUAGUGGAUAUGUAUGCAAAGUGCGAUGAUAUAGAAUCUGCAUCAAAAGUAUUCAGGGAGAUGCCUAUGAGGAAUAAUGUUUCGUGGAACUCUCUCUUAGCCGGAUUUAUCAGUAAUGAGAAGUAUUCAGAAGCUCUAUCGCUGUUUGAUUCGAUGUCUAAGGAAGGAAUUGAGGCUGAUGAGGUGACUCUGGUGAAUCUUCUUCAAACAUGCAAACAUUUUUGUGAUCCAAUUCACUGCAAGUGCAUUCAUUCUGUAAUAAUCCGGCGGGGUUAUGAAGUGAAUGAUUUAGUCCUAAGUUCUUUGAUUGAUGCCUAUGCAAAAGGUAAUCUCAUUACAUUUGCAUGGAACGUAUUCCAUCAGGCGAAGAGAAGAGAUACAGUCACUUGGAGCACGAUGAUUGCAGGAUUCACCCAUUGUGGCAUGCCCGAUGAAGCCAUUGCCAUAUUCCAAGAGAUGAACGAAACACAAAACAAGCCCAAUGCCAUUACUGUGCUAAAUCUUCUUGAGGCUUGCUCCGUUUCUGCUGAACUGAAAAGAUCAAAAUCGGCUCACGCCGUUGCAAUCCGUAGAGGCUUGGCACCAGAUGUAGCUGUUGGAACUGCAAUUCUGGACAUGUACUCUAAAUGCGGGGCAAUAGAAUCCUCAGAAAGGGUGUUCGAACAGCUACCCCAGUCAAACAUUAUAUCAUGGGGUGCCAUGAUUGCAGCAUAUGGUAUGAAUGGCCUUCCGCAUUCUGCCCUAGCUUUGUUUCACGAAUUGAAAACCCACGGAUUGAAGCCAAACCCAGUAACAACUCUCUCGGUAUUAUCCGCAUGCAGCCACGGGGGAUUGAUCGAGGAGGGACUUUUAUUUUUUGAUGAGUUGGUUAAAGAUGACGUGGGUCAGCUGAGGUUAGAACAUUACUCAUGCGUUGUGGACUUGUUGGCUAGGGGUGGGAAGCUUGACAUUGCGAUGGAGUUGAUAAAGAAAAUGGCUGUUAGUGGUCCAAACCCAGGUGCAAGUGCUUGGGGGGCGUUGUUGAGUGGAUGUAGGAGUCAUGGGAAUAGGGAGCUUGGUUCAGAUGCUGUUUCUAGAGUUGUUGAGUUGGAGCCGUGUAGCUCGGCGGGAUAUUUGCUUGCAUUGAGCAUGUAUGCGGCUGGUGGGCGGUGGAGUGACGCGGCAAGGAUGAGGUGGCUGGUGAAGGAGAGAGGGGUGAGGAUGGUGACCGGCUAUAGUUUGGUGCAUGUUAGCAGUAAUAACAAGGCGUUUAAGUUUGUUGCGGGGGAUAACAAUAAUAAGCAUUAUCCAUUUUCCGGUGAGCUCUGCCUUGUAAGUGAGCAGCUGCAUUCGUGUAUGAAGUUUGACGACACCCACAUUCACAUAUGACAUGAGGCUGUGUUUUCAUACGCCUCGCCUAGUCAUGGGAAUCGCCUCUUUUUCUUUCGGUCCAACUUAUUUUAUUUUAUUUUAUUAUAUCAAGAUGCUUAUCGUUUUCAAAUCAUAAAUUUAGAGAGGGAAAAAAAAUGAAAAAAUAAGUCAUACAAGU
Messenger RNA from Rhododendron vialii, 2802 nucleotides. RefSeq names its product pentatricopeptide repeat-containing protein At2g17210. The record is from RefSeq and is a predicted model, not a curated record. Gene Ontology annotation, biological process: RNA modification. The transcript has a single exon. The coding region runs from base 408 to 2642 and encodes 744 amino acids. Gene Ontology annotation, molecular function: RNA binding; protein binding. Lineage: Eukaryota; Viridiplantae; Streptophyta; Magnoliopsida; Ericales; Ericaceae.